CCUGUAUAUGUACAAAGACACAAGCCUUGACACGUCGAUACAAGAGGUGCCUGAUGUAAUUCCUUGUCCCUGUGAAUGUACCCUUACAAGGCUGCCAAAAUGCCUACUGCCCGUUUUUGACCACAUCGAUUCCAACCCGGGGCUGCGAUGUACUGGUCCUAUCAUAACAACAUCCUCCCACGCCAUCGCCCCUCGCCAUUGGGCGAGUAUUAACUGCACUGUUGAUAGAGAUAGUAGUGCCACCUAUCUUUCGUGAACCGCACCUCCACGACUCGGGAUCGCACGACCUCUUCUCCUGCCAAAGCUGGCUAUUAAUCCCUAGCAGGCCCCGGAAGGGCCCGUGAAGCUGCACUAUGAGUUCUCUCAAACAGUUUAUUCGCAACGUGCGUGCAGCAAAGACAAUCGCCGAUGAGCGAGCCGUCAUCCAGAAGGAGAGCGCUGCUAUCAGGGCUAGCUUCCGCGAGGAGAGCGGGGAUCACAAUGUGAGGCGCAACAACGUAGCCAAGCUCCUGUAUCUGUUCACUCUCGGAGAGAGAACCCAUUUCGGCCAAAUAGAAUGCAUCAAACUUCUCGCAUCCCCGCGGUUCGCUGAUAAACGACUUGGCCACCUCGCUACGAGCCUAUUGUUAGACGAAAAUCAGGAGGUCCUCACCUUGGUGACCAACUCGUUGAAGAAUGAUCUGGGCCACUCGAACCAAUACGUUGUGGGCCUCGCCCUCUGCACCUUGGGUAACAUCGCUUCCAUCGAGAUGUCUCGAGACUUGUUCCCCGAAAUUGAAACCUUAGUCUCGACCGCAAACCCCUACAUCCGGAGAAAAGCCGCAUUGUGUGCCAUGCGAAUAUGCCGAAAGGUCCCGGAUCUGCAAGAGCACUUUGUCGAGAAAGCUGCACAACUGCUAUCCGACAGGAACCACGGCGUACUUCUCUGCGGACUUACCUUGGUUACUAGUAUGUGCGAAGCAGAGGAAGAGGAGGGGGCGGACGAAGGGAUCAUCGAAAAAUUCAAGCAGUUUGUGCCAGUCUUGGUGAGGACCUUGAAGGGCCUCGCUACAUCUGGAUAUGCUCCCGAACACGACGUCACCGGUAUCACAGACCCCUUCCUACAGGUAAAGAUCCUACGACUUCUUCGGGUCCUCGUUCGUGGUGACGCUGAAGGAACAGAACAAAUCAACGACAUUCUCGCGCAGGUUGCCACGAACACGGAUGCUUCUAAAAAUGUUGGCAACUCCAUUCUUUACGAGGCGGUUCGAACUAUCUUGGACAUAGAGGCGGACUCUGGGCUUAGAGUUCUCGGUGUUAAUAUCUUGGGCAAAUUCCUUUCCAAUCGCGACAACAAUAUUAGAUAUGUGGCUCUUAACACCCUGAUAAAGGUCGUUGCCAUCGAACCAAACGCAGUUCAGCGGCACCGGAAUACAAUCCUCGAAUGCCUCCGGGACCCCGAUAUCAGCAUAAGGAGGCGUGCCCUCGACCUCAGCUUCACCCUGAUCAAUGAGAGUAACGUGCGAGUGCUCAUUCGAGAGUUACUCGCGUUUCUCGAGGUUGCCGAUAAUGAGUUCAAACCCAGCAUGACCAGCCAAAUCGGCAUCGCUGCUGAUCGGUACUCCCCUAAUAAACGGUGGCACAUCGAUACCAUGCUUCGCGUGCUCACUCUAGCUGGAAAUUAUGUCAAGGAGCCAAUCAUGGCCUCGUUCGUGCGACUCGUGGCGACAACUGCAGACCUCCAGACAUAUGCUGUCCAGAAGUUGUAUGCGAAUUUGAAGAAGGACAUUACUCAGGAAAGCCUAACUCAGGCGGGGGCCUGGUGUAUUGGCGAAUACGGCGAUUCACUCCUGAGGGGCGGCCAGUAUGAGGAGGAGGAGUUGGUUCAGGAGGUCCGGGAGCACGAAAUUAUCGACCUCUUCACGACCAUCCUCAACAGCAGCUACGCCACACAGGUAUCCACUGAGUACAUAGUCACCGCUCUUGUCAAACUGAGCACACGUUUGUCGGAUGUGUCUCAGGUGGACCGCAUUAAACGUCUUUUGGAAAUCCAUCAGACCAGUUUAGAUGUGGAAGUCCAACAGAGAGCAGUCGAGUACGGCAAUUUGUUUUCGUACGACCAGAUACGGCGUGGCGUGCUUGAGAAGAUGCCGCCACCGCAGAUUAAGGAAGAGUCCAGGGUCCUGGGCGAAGCCGCGAAGAAGCCCAAGAAAGGUGCUAAUCGCAAGUCGAAGCUUGUCGCAAAACCCACAACAGAUCAAGACUUACUCGAUCUAAUGGGGGACAGCACGGUAACACCGAUCGCAUCUCCUACGAACGAUUCUCAGAGCAAUACGGACCUUCUUGCCGAUAUUCUCGGUGGUAGUACAACAUCAUCCCCGCCACCGGCCACAACCUCAUCCCAACUAAACAGUACAUCGGCGAUCAUGGAUCUCUUUUCCCAGAGCCAUUCAACUCCAAGUCCAGCGCCUGUCGGUUCCAGCUUAGACAUCCUAUCGUCCGUCACCCCCCCCUCCCCUCAGCAGUCUACCACAGCUCCGUCAUCGGGCGGUAUCCCGUGUUAUAACAUGAAUGGCCUCAAUAUCACUCUCCAGCUGCAGCGCAACGCCGAAGGAGCAGUCCAAGUCAUGAGCCGCUUCCAAAACUCUUCCGGCGCCCGACUUUCCAAUGUGGGAUUACAGGCGGCAGUACCGAAAUCACAAAAGCUGCAGCUAAUGAGCAUCACGAACUCUGAUAUCGCACCAGGGUCUGACGCCACGCAGAUGAUGAGGAUUACGGGAAGCAGGGGGCCCCUUCGCUUAAUGUUAAGAAUCGGUUAUUCCCACCCGUCUGUCGGGCAAGUCAUGGAUCAAGUAAAGUGGACGGAACCGUCCUAAGUGGUAGAAACCACCAAGAGACAGGGCCCUAGGUUCACAUACCAAUUCAUCCGUCGCCAAGGGGAGGAGGUAUAUAUAGUAGUCCUCAGGUCCCCUAGUCACCAAAGGAGUGACUCGCUCACAACAGGUUCGUCGUCUCUCGCGGUAGUAUCAUUACCUGCCUAAUGAUGUAGCCUCGCAGCUAAAUACGUUGAAAUUGAUCACAUCAGGCUUAUUUUCAUUAAAAAGGCAACUAGCCUCGUAGCAUCGCAAUAAACUACGUCUAUAUCACAUACCUUGUUCGUAGACCUCUUAGGUCGAGUACAGGUGACGGGUAACGGGCUUUAUACAUCUCCUAGUUGAGUUGAUAGAGAAGAAGUAAACCACCCAAGGGCGGAUCCAUUUAACUAGCGCCCGUCUGGUAUAUAUAUAGGUACAUCGCCUCGACGAAGUGAAACCUGCAGAUUCCACCUAGACGAUACUUUGCACCUACGGCCCGCUCAUUACCCGGAA
Molecule: messenger RNA, 3347 nt
Organism: Durotheca rogersii
Lineage: Eukaryota; Fungi; Ascomycota; Sordariomycetes; Xylariales; Xylariaceae
Product: Adaptor protein complex AP-1 gamma subunit
Exons: 5
Coding region: 354-2855 (833 amino acids)
Biological process (GO): Golgi to vacuole transport; intracellular protein transport; receptor-mediated endocytosis
Cellular component (GO): Golgi apparatus; AP-1 adaptor complex; membrane coat
Molecular function (GO): clathrin-cargo adaptor activity
Source: RefSeq, a predicted model, not a curated record